Molecule: messenger RNA, 1556 nt
Organism: Ambispora gerdemannii
Lineage: Eukaryota; Fungi; Glomeromycota; Glomeromycetes; Archaeosporales; Ambisporaceae
Source: the annotation of a GenBank genome assembly
UUCAUACGACCGCCAAAAAAUCAAUAUCGAAUCCUGGAUUACCUAAUACCAGUAAUAGUGAAAAAUUUCCAAUACCAACAUCUACCAAACUACCACCACCACCAGCCAAUAUCAAUUUCGAAAACCAGGAUAACAGUAUUAAUGCUUUAUCAACAACGUCGACAUCAUCAAUGAAAAAGAAAAGUUCCAAUCCACCACUAGCUUUCCCAUGUAUCGAUAAAAUGGCAACACGUACCCGAUCUCUAGACGGAGGUCCGGAACCAGCUUACGAAAAAAUUGUAACUGGAUAUUCGGUUUAUCAUCAUACCCUGCCAUUCCUUUGUGAUUAUGGUGGGAUAUUGCCGGAACUUGAUAUUGCUUAUGAGACAUGGGGAGAGUUGAAUGGUCGAAAAGAUAACGUGAUUUUAUUGCAUACUGGUUUGUCAGCGAGUAGUCAUGCGAAAAGUCACGAGUUGAAUGUUCAUGAUGGAUGGUGGGAGAACUUUAUAGGACCUGGUCUUUCGAUCGAUACCAACAAAUUUUUUGUGAUUUGUACAAAUGUAAUCGGCGGAUGCUACGGUUCAACUGGUCCCGGUUCAAUCGAUCCAUCUAAUCAAGAGAGAUACGCCACGCGAUUCCCAUUAUUAACUAUUUUCGAUAUGGUGCGCGCACAGUUUUUGUUGUUAGAUCAUCUAGGAGUGAAUAAGUUGUAUGCUAGUGUUGGUAGUAGUAUGGGUGGAAUGCAGUCAUUAGCAGCCGCGUAUUUAUACCCGGAUCGAGUGACGCGUUUAAUUAGUAUUUCUGCGUGCGCUAGGUCUCAUCCGUACUCUAUUGCUAUGCGACAUACCCAACGACAAGUCUUAAUGGCUGAUCUAAAUUGGAAUAAAGGUUUCUAUUAUAAUGGAAUCCCGCCUCAUACGGGGAUGAAGCUUGCACGCGAGAUCGCUACAAUCAGUUAUCGAUCUGGUCCAGAAUGGGAACAAAGAUUCGGGCGAAAGCGUGCUAAAGAGGAUCAGUCACCUGCUUUAUGUCCAGAUUUUUUAAUUGAAACUUAUCUGGAUCAUCAGGGUGAAAGAUGGUGUUUACAAUAUGAUCCAAAUUCACUCUUGUAUAUAUCCAAAGCCAUGGAUUUAUUUGACAUGUUUGCCACAUCGUUAGAUCGACUAAAACGUCAAAGGGAAGUCAAUAUUACCGGUUACAAAGAUAAUCCAGAUACUUUUGCUACCACCAUCGCAACGCAACAAAACAAAUUGUCUCUUAACCAAUAUCCGCAUUCAUCAUCAAAUCGUCCACUACAAAAACACAUCUCGUCGCUACAAACCACAGACACCGAAGAGCUCGAAGACCUUAUAAACGGCUUAUCUGCUAUUCAGAUUCCCGCGUUGGUUCUCGGCGUACAAUCCGAUAUUCUAUUUCCUUUCUGGCAACAGAAAGAAGUCGCCGAGUGUUUACGAAUGGGUGGAAACAAGAAUGUCACCUAUUACGAAUUGGAUUCGAUGUACGGUCAUGAUACUUUUUUAAUUGAUUUGACGAAUAUUGGAAGUGCAGUGAAGGGGCAUUUAGAAUUAGGUGGUUAG